Messenger RNA from Vigna radiata var. radiata (mung bean), 898 nucleotides. RefSeq lists its product as uncharacterized. Lineage: Eukaryota; Viridiplantae; Streptophyta; Magnoliopsida; Fabales; Fabaceae. The record is from RefSeq and is a predicted model, not a curated record.
GUAUUGGUAACAAUAACCCUAAUGGUGAGAUGAUUAUCGUAGAUUCCAUUGGCAGGUAUAGAAUCUCCACACCAUUUCACAUCAGUUCAGUUUCAGCUUCAGAGGCCGAUGCAUAACACAAGUUGAAACUAAAUAGCAGAAAGACACGCCCGCUACUCCGAUCAAUUGUUCUAAAUAUCAGGUGGGGUUUAAAGUGUGGUGUUACCGGGCCUGUGACCAUGGUUUUGAUUAGUGGCAACAAAAGUGUUUUGCAACAAACAAAUGAUGAGAGGGCCAAAGCACAAGGUAUUACAGUGCUGCAGAAUUCGCAGCAGCACGGAAACAAGAAUGUGGAAAGUGCACGGACGCAGAAUGUGGCCAGUGCUGGCUUGACCAAAGCAAUGACAACAAUGGAUGAAUUCAAGUCUGGAUUUCCGUCAGAAGGCUUAUCAGCCACUUCAAAUAAAUGGUGGGGCAAUAGGGACCAUGAUGAUUGUGCAGGAACUAGUGCCAAUGGAGCCAAGACUCAACCAGAGGAGAAAGCAGGGGAAGCCAAGAUGGCACAUGAUGAAACAGCAAAAACUGGAAACAGUGAAACUCCUCAUGGUUCAUCUUUAUUGACCGCUGUGAGGAAAAGGGCUGUGGAAGAAGGAAGAGAAGCAUUGAAAUUAGGAGUUUUUCGAGGCUAUGGCAUAAACAAGCUAAGCAAAAGGGAGAAAAUACUGCUUCACCAAAUAUUCGGAUCUUCACUGCCAAGUCAUGGAUGGAAACAUGAUUUUAGUAGUUUAGAGACAGUGUCAUUCUGCACAGCUCAAUACUAUUUCUGAUUUAAUGAGAGUUCCUUUUCUUUCCCUGGUUUUUCCAUUGGAAUGGUAUGUGGAGCUAAUUUCAGGGGGAGCUCAAGGUAUGCUUUUUGUCA